Messenger RNA from Synchiropus splendidus (mandarinfish), 4191 nucleotides. RefSeq names its product ataxin 2-like (gene atxn2l). Lineage: Eukaryota; Metazoa; Chordata; Actinopteri; Syngnathiformes; Callionymidae. Gene Ontology annotation, biological process: cytoplasmic stress granule assembly. The record is from RefSeq and is a predicted model, not a curated record. Gene Ontology annotation, molecular function: RNA binding. The transcript is spliced from 23 exons. Gene Ontology annotation, cellular component: cytoplasmic stress granule. Bases 524 to 3640 code for a protein of 1038 amino acids.
GAGUCAAGAGAAGCUACCGUGAGGUGGUGUUGACCGACCGCUGCAGGUUUUCGUCAAGAAACCUGGAUACUUAAACUUUCCGAAGGGACUGGCAAUACCGCCAAGUUAAUUUGGAAGCUUUGUAGUUGCUGAAGUCACAGCGACGAGGCCGAGCGAGGAGCGUAAACCCCGUGGAAGGCGUCCUGAGAGAGGUUGGAGAGCAGAGCUAAUGCUAACUUAGCUGGUCGAUGCUACAUCGCUUGAAAAGUGCUCGACUUUCUCCGUAGUUGUCUCGGCUGGUUGUUUCACUCGUCGAUUAAUUCCGGCUAGUUGGUCAUCAGGUUCUAGCAGCUCGACGGGGCAUGUUUUGCGUGUGGUUUAUAGGCCCCGAGUGAUUAGCAACAGUAGCAGGUCUCUGCGAGGUUACUCUGGCGUCUCUGGACUGCCGCUUUCGUUUUACACAGCGCGCAUUCGAACCGUCUUCACAUCGGGCGUGUUUAUAAGUUUGCCUACACUCGGCUCCAUCCAGGCCUUGUGCUCCGCCAUGCUGAAACAACAGCAGCAAUCUGGAUCGGGUGGGAGAAAAGCUUCCAAUGGAACCACGGCCCCCCCUGGAAUGUCCUCCCCAGUGAGCGGCGGCAACAGGACCCCGGCUGGAAGGAACCGAACUUCAGCUAAGCCAUCUUUUCAGUCUUCCCCGGUGUUCGAGGGUGUCUACAACAAUGCCAGAAUGCUUCAUUUCCUCACUGCUGUUGUGGGUUCUACCUGUGACAUAAGAGUCAAGAAUGGCAGUGUGUUUGAAGGCAUAUUCAAGACCCUCAGUUCCCGGUGUGAGUUGGCUGUUGAUGCUGUUCACAAGCGGAAUGAAGAGGACGGCUCAUCAUCAGCUCCUCCACGGCGGGAAGAAAUCACAGAUACCAUGAUCUUCAGUCCAUCAGACCUGGUGACCAUGACCUGUAAAGAUGUUGACCUCAACUUUGCAACAAGAGACACAUUCACAGACACUGCCAUCAGUUCCAGUCGUGUCAAUGGUGAACACAAAGAAAAGGCUUUACAGAGAUGGGAUGGAGGGGACAGCAAUGGAGAGAGUUAUAAUCUGGAGAAUGAUACUUCCAAUGGCUGGGAUGCCAAUGAGAUGUUUCGUUACAAUGAGGUGAAAUAUGGAGUCACAUCAACAUAUGAUUCCAGUCUGUCCAUGUACACUGUACCUCUGGAAAGGGGAAACUCUGAGGUGUAUCGGCAGAGAGAAGCCCGCGCAGCUCGUUUGGCCAGUGAGAUCGAGUCCAGCCCUCAGUAUCGGCACCGCGCCAACCUCGAAAACGACGAAGGCAAAAGUGAGGAGGACAAGUAUAGCGCAGUUGUGCGAGACAGCGGUGACAGGGAAAGGACCCAUGAGAGUCCCCGUGACAGAGAACGGGGCCGAGACAGUCCAGGAGUGAACAACAGGGAGGGAAAGUACAUUCCACUUCCUCAGCGUCAAAGAGAGAACCGCGAGAGGGAAAGAACCGAAAGAGGUCCAGGAGGCCCUCCGUCUCACAAUCGACUGAGUGGCGGAUACCGGUCUACUCCUCCUUCUUCCUCUUCGCCCAGACCUUCACUGCCCUCCGCUACAGGGCCCCAACCUGGUGUCUCCCCAUCUGAGAGAAGUAGUCCCUUGUCUGGCCGAGGUGGCGCCUACGCUCCCCACCACCCCCCAGGAAGUGCCAGCCCCGGGCCUGCCUCUGGUCCCACAAGCCCAUACACACCAACUUCUCCUAAUGCACCAACACCAUCAACCACCUCCACAUCCCCUUCUCAGUCUCCUGCCAGCCCCCCUGCCCACCACGGACACAUGGUCCCACAUUCCCAUUCACUUCCUCACUCACUGUCAGAGGCUGCCCGUCCUGUUAAUGGAGUCUCUUCCAGAACCUCCCCCAAAGCCCAAAGACCCCCACAGUCCAGCCGAACAGCCCGGGCUGUCAACUCGCACGCCCAGUCUAAUGCUACCCGUUCUCCUAAAUCCAGCGCUAGUCAGGACACGCCAUAUUUGGAUACAUCAUCCGUUUCCCUGCCUUCUCAGAAGACGUCUGGUCCUGCGCCUCUUUUCCCAGUAGAUGUGAAUGAGAUUCUUGUUGCUGCUGCGAAGGAACGCUCAGCUGAAAGCCCGAGCAGCGCAGAGGAAGGAAAGGCUAAUAAAGCUCCGUCCGUUCAACAAAGGUCUCAAAUUGAGGAGCUGCGGAAGUUCGGCAAGGAAUUCAGACUCCAGCCGAGUGGUGCCAGCUCCAGCUCUCCCAGUUCUCCGGCAGCGGCAACGCCACCUGCCGUAGGCGAUGUCACACAACCUGGUGCAGUCAAGCCCUCACCGUCAGACGCCCAUCCUGCCUCAGAGAUCAAAUCUCAGCCUCAGGCUCCCAGCCCCACCGCGCCCCCCUCCGAGGAUAUGUCCAAGGAUUCCGCCUCAGCUGCAGCAGCAGGCCUAGUUUCAGACAGACAAUCACCUGCUGUUCCCCAACCUGCCAGGACUCCAGGGAGUGACGAGGGGCGGCCUGAGGCCUCCGAGCGAACAGAUGGUGUAGCCGACCAAGUCAAGAAGUCCACAUUAAAUCCUAAUGCUAAAGAAUUCAACCCGAUCAAACCGCAGAUGACGAUGACAAAACCCAAUACAGCUCCCACGCCCCCUCGGCCCACGCCUCCCAGCCCGGUUGUUCUUCAGCACCCAGGAGGACAGGGUCCCCUCUACAAUACCCCCUACCUGUCAUAUGUCUCACAGAUCCACUCUGUGCAGCCCCCACAGAUGUACCAGUACACCAUGUCCACGGUCAGCCAGGGGAAGUAUCCUCGGACCAAAGGCUCGGUUGUGGCCCAGCGUUCUGACCAUGGAGCCUCAGCGCCCCCCAUGCUGCAGGCAGCCGCCUCAGCAGCCGGACCCCCCCUGGUGGCCUCCCCCUAUCCUCAGUCUUACCUUCAGUAUAACCCGCAGCAGUACGGGCAGCAGCAGGUCAUCCAGGCCAUGACUUACCCUGGACAGCCCAUGUACUCCAUGCUGCAGGGUGGUGCCCGUAUGAUCAGUCAAGGUGGGGCUCCUCACCCUCAGGCCCUGGGACCAGGUGGCCCCCAGUUCCAAACACAGGGAGAUGGACCCCAGGGGCCGCAGCAGGGCAUCUACGCAGCUCCUCAGUCUUUUUCGCACCACUCCGGUGCCGUUCAUCAGCCACAACCUUCUAGUACACCCACAGGAAACCAGCCCCCACCACAACAUGCUGCCCCCAGCCCAGGACAAAACACCCAGUCCGGCCCACAGCCCCAGUCUUUGUACCACUCGGGCCCCCUCUCGGCACCCACGCCUCCCAACAUGCCACCAGGACACACGUCUCCUCAGGGGUCCUACCCCAUCCAGGGUUACAGCAUCCACAGUCAUCAGGGCAUCCCACAGACAUACCCCCUGGGACAGAUCGCACAGGCCCAUGUCCAAGGAGCCAUGUCGGGUCCGCACCAUUCGGGCAACCAUGGCCAGCCCCAGCUUGUGAUGCUACAGCCUCCACCGCAGCAGGGCCCGGGAUCAGUGCCACAGCACCCACAACACGGACCACAGCAAGGGGCACACCAACACUUUUACAUUGGACAUCCACAAGCGAUGCAGGUUCAGACGCAUCCUGCUUCCUUCCACCAACCUGGAAACUAAACACGUCCAUCCCUACCUCCCUCCCAAACAUUGUCCCUCUGCAUCACCUGCUGGAUACCAAGCUGUUUGAACGUGUCUCAUAAGAACAAGACUGACGGAAUAGAGAGGACGAGUAACGCCUCAUUGCACCUUAUUCUUCUGUGAAGUUCCUCAUGAGAGUCUCUGGAGGCGAGAACCUUUUAAAACCCUCAAGGAUGAAAAUGACAGACAACAGCAGCCUCAUGCCGAUGUGGCAGUCAACUCUUCUCUCCGAUGACUUCUUUUUCUUUUCAUCCGGAAGCUUCCUGUCGGGUCCAAACUAUUGAGGAGGACAUAACAGUCUGCUGCUGGGUUCCCCAGAAAACUUGUGAAACAAACGACCCAGGAUUAAGGAGGCUUUUGAAGAGGAGAGGGGACUUUUAACUAGUCAUUUCUUUUAACUCUGUCCAGUAACCCCCUGCCCCCGCCCUCACAGUUCUUUGCUUCUUUAGGAAAAUUUAAUUAAUAAUAAAAUGGGCAAGACAAAAAAAAUGUCAAAACAAUAAUGACCAAAAAUAAAGUUUUCAACUCAA